This is a messenger RNA of Dujonia railenensis, 675 nucleotides long. The record is from the annotation of a GenBank genome assembly. Lineage: Eukaryota; Fungi; Ascomycota; Pichiomycetes; Serinales; Debaryomycetaceae.
AUGCCAGAGUUACGCCGAUCCACCCGAGUUGCUUCCAGAACGAAGGAAGAAAAUCUGGCUCCUGCAGCUAAGGCCACAGUUGAACCACCGUUGAAGAAGAAGAAGAGCGAAGGAAAGCCAGCUACUCCGAAGAAAGUUGAUGCUGUUGUUGCUGCCAGUACUGCUGCUGAUGCUGAUGAUGCUGUUGCUACGGUAAGUGAACCGAAAAAGGAAAAAACCGCCAAAAUCGAAGAACUUGAGAUUGGUGACAAGAUCCCAGACUGGUUCUUCGUGGACCAAGACGAGAAGGAAAUUCAUCUUGCUAAGCUCGAUAAGCCAAUCGUAGUGAUCUUCUCUUACCCUAAGGCUUCUACUCCAGGCUGCACCAGACAAGCCUGUGGCUUCAGAGACAACUACAAUGGGUUGAAGUCCAAGGCUGUUGUCUUGGGGUUGUCUGCUGAUAGCCCCAAGGCACAGAAGCUGUUUGCUACUAAACAUGGAUUUCAAUAUAGCUUGUUGUCCGACCCUUCGAAAAAGCUAUUGCAAGCUUUGGGAGGCUUAAAGGCAGAAAGGAAGAUUAUUAGAUCGCAUUGGAUUUUCGUCGACAAUGUCUUGAAAGUCAAGGCAAUUGGUGUUAGUCCAGAGGUCAGUUACACCACUGCCAAGGAGUCCGUUGAAAAGUUUGCUUCUGCCUAG